CCUUAUUCCCUUUUUCAACCCUCUUUCCCUUAACCGAUCAGCCGCAAAAAUACAAAACAUCUCUUCUUUGACAUUGAUGCUUCAAAAUGUUGGAUGCUGCCUUUUUCACUCUUCUUUCUCUAAGCUCAACUUGUCUCGGUUGGGAAUGGGAGAGCAGCGGAAAAUUGGAUCAAAACACUUGUCGCAGUGCAGACUCGGCUAUCAAAUACACGACGAUUUCUGGCUUCUUUCAACAAGAUGACCCAACUACUGACUCAGAGAGUUUCGACUAUGCUGAGACUAAUUAUGGCCUUAUCAACCGGUCGUAUUUGACUGACCAUGUAUUCGACCCUAAAGGAAUGAAAACGCAGUGGGAAAGGUUUGCUUAUUAUGUCGAUGCAUUGAAUCGGGACUGUGAUGGAAACACGCAAUAUAAAGUCUUGUUUAUGGCUCGCCAUGGUGAAGGCUAUCACAACGCCGCAGAGAGCUAUUAUGGCACACCGGCCUGGAACUGCUAUUGGGGUCCACUUGAAGGGAAUGGAACUACCAUAUGGAGGGAUGCUCAGUUGACUGAGGCGGGUAUAGCUCAAUGUACCAAGGCGAAUAACUUCUGGAAACGCGCGUUGGCUGUUGAGAAGAUUCCAGCGCCUCAGUCCUACUACAGCAGCCCCCUAAUUCGUUCAGCAACUACAGCAAAUCUUACCUUUAAUGGACUGGAAGUUCCAGUAGAUAGACCAUUCGCGCCCACGGUUAAAGAGUUUCUUCGCGAGGGCAUAUCCAUGCGCACCUGCGAUGAAAGGUCGAACAAAACAUACAUCAAAGCUCACCUUCCAGUAUUCAGUUUCGAGGAUGGGUUUGCCGAGGACGACGAGCUAUGGAAGGGUUAUGAAGGGGAAACUUCCGAGGCGCAGCUAAAGAGGACGAAGAUCGUCUUGGAUGAUAUCUUUAGCAAUGACGAUAGCACCUGGAUCAGUGUCACAAGCCACUCCGGCCAGAUCCGUGAAAAUCUUCAAGUAUUGGGCCACAUCGAAUUCAGCUUGUCCACCGGCCAAGCAAUUCCGGCGCUCGUCAAGGCUGUUACUCUCCGUGAGAUCGAGCCCAGUACUACUACCAUCAAGUCAUGGAUAGCCGAAGCUACGUGUAGCUCACCUCCGGUUACUAGCAUCUCAGGCCAAGGCUGCGUCUGCUCCAGCACCUCCGCUUCAUCAGCCGCGUCUACGGCCACAGCUGCCCUAACGUAAGGAUAUAAGUGUAGGGAAUCAUGCAGUCGAACCAGGAACAAGAACUGGAUAAUUAGUAUAAUAUUAGCAAGACAAGCGCUAGCAUUUCGUCUAUAUCCUAACGCGAUAGGCAUGUAACAGUCGUACCUAUACCACGACCAUUUUAUCCGGAUGCGACCCUCGG
Messenger RNA from Daldinia decipiens, 1383 nucleotides. RefSeq names its product phosphoglycerate mutase-like protein. The record is from RefSeq and is a predicted model, not a curated record. The transcript is spliced from 3 exons. Bases 87 to 1220 code for a protein of 377 amino acids. Gene Ontology annotation, cellular component: cytoplasm. Gene Ontology annotation, molecular function: phosphatase activity. NCBI's taxonomy places the organism in Eukaryota, Fungi, Ascomycota, Sordariomycetes, Xylariales, Hypoxylaceae.